Molecule: messenger RNA, 441 nt
Organism: Hibiscus syriacus
Lineage: Eukaryota; Viridiplantae; Streptophyta; Magnoliopsida; Malvales; Malvaceae
Product: probable 1-acylglycerol-3-phosphate O-acyltransferase
Exons: 3
Coding region: 19-408 (129 amino acids)
Source: RefSeq, a predicted model, not a curated record
UCUAUUAACAAAUAAUCGAUGUAUAACGGUUGCUUUUCUCUGUUCUUCGUGGUUGAAGAUUAUGUGUACCAUAUCUCAGCUUCCGAAGCAAGUGGAGAGCUAUGCUUAAAAUAUAUAUUUGCAUUUGGAGCAUUUGCUCGGUCGCCCCUUUUAAACAGUGCAUCUGAGUGGAAAGUGCCAUCUACUUUUAUAUAUGGGACUGAAGAUUGGAUGGACUACCAAGGAGCCCAAGCAGCUUGCAAGCAAAUGAAGGUCCCAUCUGAAGUUAUCAGGGUUCCUAAGGCUGGCCAUUUUGUGUUCCUUGAAAAUAGAGAUGGCUUCCAUUCAGCCGUGUUAUAUGCAUGUAGGAGAUUUCUUUCAUCUCACCCUCAUAAUGAACCCUUUCCUGAAGGUUUGAUAUCAGCAUAGGAGGAAAUUUGUUUUGAUUUCUUUACGCAAAUG